AUGAAGAACAAAACUAGCAGCUCUCCAGUGAGUGGGAGGAGACGUUUGUGGUCAUGGCAACACUAUCUGAAGCAGCAGAACGCCCAAGCGGCUCCCCUGGAGAUCUUUACGCAGUUUCAGGGAUUUCCCACCAAAAAGAGUGCCUUCAAAGUCGGAAUGAAGCUGGAAGGAAUCGACCCGCUGCAUCCUUCCAUGUUUUGCGUCAUGACUGUUGCCGAGGUGAUCGGCUGUCGUCUGCGCGUCCAUUUCGACGGCUACCCGGAGUGCUACGACUUCUGGGUCAACUUCGACUCGGCCGACAUCCGACCGGCGGGCUGGUGUCGCCGCGUCGAACGCAGGCUCCACCCACCCAAAGGUUACAGUGAGAGCGAUUUCGAUUGGUCGUCGUACCUGCGGUCCACCGGAGCUCAGGCCGCACCUCCCGAGAUUUUCCCCUGUCGCGCGGCGGUCAGUAAGCCGACGUCCUCGUGCGACUUUCAGGUGGGCAUGAAGUUGGAGGCGGUGGACCAAAAAAAUCCGAGCCUGGUGUGCGUGGCGUCGGUGGCCGACGUGGCGGACGAUCGCGUUCUGGUCCAUUUUGACAACUGGGACAACUCGUACGACUACUGGUGCGAUAGCGCCAGUCCUUUGAUCCGUCCCGUCGGGUGGUGCGAGGAACACGGACGACCUUUGACCGCGCCGCACGGUCACCCCGAUCCCGAGAACUUUACCUGGGAGGAAUACCUGCGAGAUUCGGGUUUCAAAGCUGCCCCGAGAGCGGCUUUUACCACGAGAGCUCCGCACGGUUUUCGGAUCGACCAAAGACUGGAAGCGGUGGAUAAGAGGAACCCCGUGCUGAUUCGAGUGGCCACCAUAACGGCGAUCGAAGAGCACAGAGUCAAGGUGCACUACGACGGCUGGUCUCAUCAUUUCGACGCGUGGUGCGACGCCGACCUGGCCGACCUCCAUCCGGCGGGUUGGUGUCAGCGCACCGGUCACCCGCUGGAGGCGCCUCCGGACUGGUCGGCGUCCCCCUCGCACUCUCAGGGCGCGUGUCCCACGUUGGGCUGCCGCGGAGUGGGGCACAUCAAAGGAGCCAAAUACAACGGACACCACAGCGCCUUCGGAUGUCCGUACUCGGAGAUGAAUAUGCGCAAGGAGCCGCUGCUUCCCGAUCGGCUCGGCGGAGCCGUCGCUCAUCAAGCCGGCGACCGUUCGGAAGGCAGGGAGAGCGGCGAGGUGACCGCAGAGUCCGGCGAUUCCCCUUUGGCCAAAAGAAGAAGAACGUCAGACAGGAAGUCCAAGUUCCCGCAGGUCAAACAGGAAGAGGCGGAACUUAAUAUUCCGGCCCGCGGUCCAGAGUUCCUCCAUCAGUCGGUCUUCCUGUCGUCGGCCCCGACCGCCCGCGACCCGUCGCUCUGCUGGGAGCAACACCGUAAACUUCUGCCGGGGGUCACCAGGGUCCGCGCCGGCGCCGUCCGCCGCUGGAGCGUGCGGCAGGUGUGCGCCUUCGUGGAGUCGCUUCCCGGUUGCGAGGACUCGGCCAAACAAUUCGACGACGAGCAAAUUGACGGGAAGGCCUUCCUUCUCCUCACUCAGCGAGACAUCGUCAGUAUCAUGUCCAUCAAACUGGGUCCCGCCCUCAAGAUUUACAAUUCCAUCUUGAUGUUUAAACACGAGGAAUGCGACCAAGACCAAGAGAAUCCGUCGCGCGGCGCCGACCGAAACCCGUCGCCCGAGAACUCCACGCGGGACGAAGACGAGAGCCGGUCGUCUUAUGAAGACGAGAAGCUAGUGGGGGAUUUGACCGAGAGCCGAGCAGGUCAGGAAGACCUGGAUCGAAAUUGUGAUAUUAACAAGAACCGGUCAGAUCGCCACCAUCGUGAAGAUGAGACUGACAAAAACCGAGACGGGAACCAGUUACUGAACAGGAAGCGGUCAGAUGAUGAUCAAAAACGGGAAAUUGACAGGAACCAAUCAGACAACGAAAAAAAGCCUGACCUGAUCAAGAAACAACCACCGGAGGACGAGAAGCAAUUAUAUCACAAGGACAUUGAUUCAAAACCUGAGAUUGACAUGAACCGUUCGAAUGAGAUGGAGACGCCGUCACGUGACCUGAACACAAGCCAAACACGAGACGACAAUAACCGUCCUUCAUCAGACGUCCAUCGCAAACGAGUCGCUGACGAGAACCGAGGAACCGAUGAAGACGAGGAGACAUUAGGCGACGGAGACAAAAACCAAGGAAACGGACCGUCUCGUGAAGACGAGAACCGAAAAGCUGAUUCGGGUGACGCAAAUCAGAAGCAAUCAGGUGAGGACGUGGACGCUCGUUAG
Messenger RNA from Nerophis lumbriciformis (worm pipefish), 2316 nucleotides. The record is from RefSeq and is a predicted model, not a curated record. NCBI's taxonomy places the organism in Eukaryota, Metazoa, Chordata, Actinopteri, Syngnathiformes, Syngnathidae.